Messenger RNA from Sparassis crispa, 408 nucleotides. RefSeq lists its product as hypothetical. The coding region runs from base 1 to 408 and encodes 135 amino acids. The transcript is spliced from 2 exons. The record is from RefSeq and is a predicted model, not a curated record. NCBI's taxonomy places the organism in Eukaryota, Fungi, Basidiomycota, Agaricomycetes, Polyporales, Sparassidaceae.
AUGGAAUGGGGGAACUGGAAGUUUAUUGUCGAGGAGCGUGACGAGCUCGGCUCCGACGACGCAUUCUGGGAGGUCUACAGCAACGAGAAUGGAGAGCGGCUGCGCUAUCAGCAAAUCCUCGACAAGCUCAAGGCAAGACGGGCGGAUCAGAGUGCUUGCGAUGCCGCCGCCGCUCACUCGUAUUUCGAUGGGAAUCUUGAACGAGCGGAUGCGAAUGGUGCAUUCCGAUACCACAAGCGUGGCGUGUGGUACACGCACUCGAAGGACACUGACAUCGCGAAGCAUUGGAGGUCUCUCCUGAAGAACAGCCUGGAGAUCGCGCACAGCUGGGCAUCGAUGCAGGUCAUGUCGGUGCCCUCUGCAAGCAGCAGCGUGAACAUGGGCGCGAACGCGCGCGCCGCCGCCUGA